AACUCUAAUUUACAGAGCAUGAAGUACUGCACAAGAAAAGAAUCUCGAGAAACGUCCGUGUUCGGAAUCGUCGCGACUUCGAGGAGCCCCUGGCACUGUGCCAGCCUUGUGUGCGAUGUCACAGGUGCCCACUAACAUGGCGCAACAGGCUCCCAAAUUUAGGAAGAUGAGUUUGCGAAAAUGGUUCAAGGAUCAGCCGGAUUACGGUAACCAUUCAUACCGAGCACCUGCUGCAGAAGGACCCACAUACCAGGAUAUCCAGGAGAAGUUACGGGGCCGAAUAAAGGACCACAAGAAGCGAGCUAAAGAAUGGAAGGAAGGUCAGGAUAACCUGGAGAAGGAGCGGAUGAGACAGAGGAGAAAAGUACAAACAACCAUUACACCUAGGGCAGCGGAAAAACAUCCCGAGAAAGACUCGCCCAGGGUACAAGGCAAAAUCAGAGCACUCAUGCACACCAGAAAUGGAUUGAUCCGUCCUCCGCCUUACGACCACCCCAAAGCCAGAGUUGAGAGGAUGCCGGAAACUGAGACGCGGUGGACCUUGGUUCAAUAUUACCACACUCGACAUUAGACAGUCACAACAAACAUUACCAGUGCGUCUCAUGAGGGAAUACUAGUUAUACCAAGGAAUACCGUCCGUCCGUCUGUCCUUCCGAGGAAAUGUUUUGUGCGACCUAUAAGUUGAAAACUGUUUCAAAGAUUCUUUUCAAACUUGGUGAACACUAUUUAUACCCAUAGGAGAGGUGCAGUGCGAAGUGUAAUUUUAAAUAUUUGGAUUUUCUUUAAAAAAUGCAGCUUUUCUUUCAUUUUUUACUUAGAAUGUUUUUACCCAAACAUUUUUGCGAACUAUAUAUGUUUUCAAAUUUUGGGAACAGUUUCCAUACUAAUGGAAGAGGUGCAGUGCAAAGUUAUAUUUUUAUUUGAGUAAUUUCUAAAGAAAUAUGAAUGUUUUUCAUGUUGUGAACUAAGAUUUAUUUAUACUGAAUGGAUUCUUUUCCAGUUGGAGGUACAGUUUCUAUACCAACAUGAGAGAAGCAGUGCGAAGUUUGUUUUCAAUAUUUGGAUCUCUGAAAAAUAAAUGCAGCUAUUUUUCA
Messenger RNA from Haliotis rufescens (red abalone), 1094 nucleotides. RefSeq lists its product as uncharacterized. The coding region runs from base 116 to 571 and encodes 151 amino acids. Lineage: Eukaryota; Metazoa; Mollusca; Gastropoda; Lepetellida; Haliotidae. The record is from RefSeq and is a predicted model, not a curated record. The transcript has 5 exons.